Frankliniella occidentalis (western flower thrips) is the source of this 902-nucleotide messenger RNA. RefSeq names its product octopamine receptor-like. The record is from RefSeq and is a predicted model, not a curated record. Gene Ontology annotation, biological process: adenylate cyclase-activating adrenergic receptor signaling pathway. NCBI's taxonomy places the organism in Eukaryota, Metazoa, Arthropoda, Insecta, Thysanoptera, Thripidae. Gene Ontology annotation, molecular function: G protein-coupled receptor activity. The transcript has 5 exons. The coding region runs from base 102 to 887 and encodes 261 amino acids. Gene Ontology annotation, cellular component: membrane.
ACUGGACUCUUUCCCUCUCUGCUCGCAGGUACGAGGCGGGCCGGCACAGCAACAAGACGUGCCGCUACAACCAGAACGAGGGCUACGUGGUGUUCUCGGCCAUGGGCUCCUUCUUCGUGCCGCUGGUCGUCAUGCUGUACGUGUACGCCAAGAUCCACUGCGUGGUGGCGCGGCGGCACGACCACCUCAGCGCCUGGGACUCCAAGCAGACGUCGCGCAAGCUGCGGGACGUGACCCUGGACGUGCGCUCGCCCGUGCCGUGCUCCUACUCGAGUGGCUCCGGCGGGCAGCCCGCGGGCGCCGCCACGCAGCUGGGCCAGGCCGUCGACGUGGACGUGUCCAACUCGCGGUCCGGCGUGCGGCGCUGCCAGAAGUGCUGCCGGGCCUCGUGCGCGGCCAGCCAGAUACCCGGUCAGGUGGCGAGCCUCAACGGCAACCUGGCCUCGCAGAGCAGCAGAACGAUCGCGGGCAGCGGAUCACUGGGGGCGCUGAGCACGUCGUGCCUACCGGCUACCCCGCCCAGCAACGAGCCAGCAGACCUCAACCACCACCAUCACAACCACCACCACCACCACCAUCACCAGCACAAGCGCCAGCACACGUACGCCGGGGUGUCCGCGGGCGGCCCCAGGGUGUCGUCGUUCCGCCGCGCCGAGUCCAAGACGGCCAAGACGCUGUGGAUGCUGGUGGGCGGCUUUGUGGCGUGCUGGCUGCCCUUCUUCGUCGUGUACAUCAUCACGCCCUUCCUGCCGCACGAGUCCGUGUCCAAGGGGCUGCAGCUGGGCCUCACCUGGCUCGGUAUGUUGAUGCCUUUUCUCUGCGCCCUUUCCCCCAGUGCCUCUCCCAUCCCCAUCUCCUCCCCCAACCCCCUGGAAUGUGUUAGGUAAUACGUUAUGCAGACG